AUGCCAAACAGUAAUGAUAUAGCAUCGCCAAAAUUAAAUGUCCUCAAUAAUCACGAACAAACGCCAGAUGAGGAUGGUCAAUUUGUCUCCCCAAUUAAUGACAGAGUUACAAUUUUGUUGAAAGAUGGAGUUACAACUGCAACUAUAUAUCCCAUUUUAUCACCUGAUUCAAUACCGUUGGGAUUAUUACAAUUUUUAUGUGACGAAUACAAUAUGGAAAUAGAAAGAGGAGAAACGUUACCAUUUUUUGACCCAUUUUCAUUAGAAGAAUUUGUCACUUAUUGGUUUGAUCAAUCAUUUGUUGCAAUAAUGUGUCUAGGAGAUUCAUUAAUAGAUGAGAAUGAUGAGCAAGAAGAAUUAAGACAUUGGGAGAAUGAAUGUCUUGGUACUUUUUAUAUUAAACCAAAUCAUCCUGGAAAAAGAACUUCUCAUAUUUGUACUGCUGAAUUCUUGGUAAAUGCUGGAAUUAGAGGUAAAGGAAUAGGUAGAACAUUAACUGAUUGUUUUAUGGAUUGGGCUCCAAAAUUGGGAUAUACAUAUACAAUUUUCAAUAUGGUAUUUGAGACAAAUGCGGCAGCUAGAAAAUUAUGGGAGUCAAUGAAUUUUAAAAGAAUUGGUAAGAUAGAUGAUUCUGUUUAUGUUAAAAAUUCAGAAUUCCCAAUUGAUUCUAUUAUUUAUGGGAAAGAAUUAGCUGAUAAGAAUGAAUCUAGUUCUUCUAGAUUCGACAACAUUAAGUAUUAUUUGACAACUGGUAAAUAUCCAAAAUCAGCCGAUAGAGAAGAAAGAACGAAAAUAAGAGCCGGUUCAAAAACUUAUUCUUUAGUUGAUGGAAAAUUAAUGUUGAAAGGUAAGGAAGUGAUAGGAGAUCCUGAUCAGCAGAUGAAAAUUUGUCGUGAUUUUCACCUAAAAAAUGGUCAUUUAGGAAUGAAUAAAACAACCAAACAAAUUGCUGUAUAUUAUCAUUGGCCAAGAGUAAAGGACACAGUGGCAUUGAUGAUCCAAGAUUGUGAAGUAUGCAAAGAAACUGGAGGGGAAGGAGGACGUAGUAACAAACGCCAAAAAACCUCAAAGACUCAAGAGAAUGAUCAAGGUGAAACUAGAAUUAGUGAUCAUGUUCAAGCUGUUAUUUCUGAAGUUCAAGAAUCUCAUUUAGAAGGAUAUAAACCAACUUAUGCCGAAGUAGCAGCAUCUGGAUUAACAAAUAAUUCAUAUAUAGAAAACUAUCGAUCAGAAGAAGAAGAUUUGGAUCCUGAUAUAGUUCAACCAAGAGUUAGAACUUACAAGAAGUAA
Molecule: messenger RNA, 1290 nt
Organism: Lodderomyces pseudojiufengensis
Lineage: Eukaryota; Fungi; Ascomycota; Pichiomycetes; Serinales; Debaryomycetaceae
Gene: SPT10
Product: Spt10p
Exons: 1
Coding region: 1-1290 (429 amino acids)
Molecular function (GO): acyltransferase activity, transferring groups other than amino-acyl groups
Source: RefSeq, a predicted model, not a curated record